AAGCCGUUGCACGCAUUUAUAAAGAAUUUACCGCAAUAAAAGUCUUAAAAUGAAUUAUUACGUGUGCCUACACCAGGAGGGCAUUAGCAGCAUAAGUAAACUUAUACACAAGGCGCAUGCCAAUAACUAUAAUGUGGUUGCUACUUCAAUAAAUGCCAACAUGCUGCCCAUGGAUCCACUACCAACCGACCCCACAUACCCGGCCACCUUGCUAAGCGCCGUUGAAUGGAAUUCCAAAAUGAUUUUCAUGCUCUCCGAUGUGGAUGUUGAUUCACCGAAUGAGAAACUUCGCCAGUACUCCAAGGAGGCCUUGUUGCGGGACAUAACUUGGGCAGAGCACCUGCAAAACAAUGGUAGCGUUAUGGUGCGCUUGCGCGGGCCCAACAAUGACAAUCUAGCCGAUAUUAUUAAGACCAAGGCAAAAGGCAACUGGUUUGUGCACGUGCCCAUUACAAAUCCGGAACUGACUACAUUUGAGCAUCGCCAGGAUGCAAGCGAGAGUGACAUAGAGCAGGCGCAGGCAGUUGAUCCAUGGUCUUGGUGGAACAAUUUACGCUUUGCCAUCAAUCACCAUCCCAAGGUGAAAGUAGUGCUGGAGCUAAGCGAUUCGGAUCGACCUACACGUGAGAAUGUGCGCCGUUGGCUGGGUGAGCCCAUCGAGGCUAUUAUUAUUCCCUCUAGCUUAUUUGUACGCAAUCGCAACAACUACUAUGUACUGCUCAAGGAGUGGCAGGUCAUCAUAGGACACUUUAUCUCAGUACGCGCCAAUAUUAUUAUUUCCACGAAUCCAAACGAUAAUGCCAUUAGUCAAUAUGCGGAUUAUGCCAAGAAACUUAUCAAUGACAACAGCGAUACACACGCUUUAAACAACUAUGAGAAUAUGCUGGAGAUACCGCUACAACCGCUCUGUGAUAAUCUGGACAGCUAUACAUAUGAGAUCUUUGAAACAGAUCCUGUCAAAUACAAACUGUACCAAGAGGCAGUUAAGCAGGCACUACUGGAUCAUGUCAGCGACAAUGAAGCGAAGCGAAAAAAGAUAGUUGUUAUGGUGCUAGGCGGUGGGCGUGGUCCGCUGGCACGUGCUGUGUUUAAUGCCGCACAGCUAACCAAUUCCAAAGUGCGCGUCUACAUUAUAGAGAAGAAUCCGAGCGCCAUACGCACGCUUUCCAAUAUGGUUAAAACAUUAUGGUCGAAGCAAGAUGUGCAUAUCUUUUCCAAAGAUAUGCGUGAAUUUCAGCCACCUGAGCUGGCCGAUAUACUAGUGUCUGAGUUGUUGGGCUCAUUUGGCGACAAUGAACUCUCCCCUGAGUGUCUGGAUGGAGCGCUGAAGCUGCUCAAACCGAAUGGUAUUAGCAUACCCUGCAAAUCCACAUCGUAUAUGAAUCCUCUCAUGUCUGCCGUGCUGCAUAACAAUGUGAGCCAGCUUACAGGCACUGUGCCAGCUUUCAAUUGUGGCUAUGUGGCGCUGCUGAAGAACGUCUAUCACAUCGAUGAGCCACAGGCUCUAUUUGAGUUUAUACAUCCAAAUAGAGCGGCAAAGGUAGACAAUACGCGAGAUAUGGAGCUGCACUUUAAGGCCGUGAGUGACUGCGUACUCAAUGGCGUUGGGGGCUACUUUGAUACACAGCUGUAUAAGGACAUCGUAUUGAGCAUAAAUCCAUUGACGCAUACGCCAGGCAUGUUCAGCUGGUUUCCCAUGUUCUUCCCAAUUCAUCCACAUAAGAUCAAGGCGGGUGACAGAAUUUCCUUUAAGUUCCGACGCUGUGUAGACAAAGAGAAAGUCUGGUACGAAUGGCAGUUGACUGCUCCAGAGCUGGGCGACGUGCAUAAUGUGGGAGGCAAGGGCUACAAUAUGAAAUUGGGAUAGAAUCGCACAGCGCGUAACGAAUGCAAUACAAUGUGGGAUAUUUACAAUUAGAGGUUAAAACCAAAAAAAAAA
Molecule: messenger RNA, 1939 nt
Organism: Drosophila busckii
Lineage: Eukaryota; Metazoa; Arthropoda; Insecta; Diptera; Drosophilidae
Gene: csul
Product: protein arginine N-methyltransferase 5
Exons: 5
Coding region: 50-1867 (605 amino acids)
Biological process (GO): regulation of DNA-templated transcription; peptidyl-arginine N-methylation
Cellular component (GO): cytosol; nucleus
Source: RefSeq, a predicted model, not a curated record